UCCGCGCAUGCGUCCACUCGCGAGUGACAAGUGACAGUUGACAAGUGACCUACAAAAUGUCCGCCAAAAUUUACGUGCUUUGUCUGGUGCUGGCGACAGGGAUGGCUGCGAGGCAUCGGCCACGCGUGCAGCAGCCCGUAGACGAGUACGACUACGAGCCUCAGGCGCAGGAGAGAGGGGGACAGGUUGUACUAGUAGCACCGGAUGCCUACGAGGGUAUCUACCAAGCGCAGGAGCGCGCUGACGAGGAGUACCAGCCCAGAGCCGAGUACCAGCCCAGAGCCGUGCACCGCGCGCCCCAGUCCAGGCCGAAGUCACAGAAACCUGUGCAGGAAGGACCAAAGCAACCGCCCGUGCAGACUAUCAGAAACUAUAAUAAGGUAAAUGAUGACGGUAGCUUCACUUUCGGCUACGAAGCAGCGGACGGAUCUUUCAAAGAAGAAACCCGAGGCACUGACUGCGUUGUGCGCGGGAAAUACGGUUACGUCGACCCCGAUGGCAACAAACGAGAAUUCACGUACGUGUCCGGAAACCCUUGCGACCCUAACAAACCCAACGAAGACGAAGAACCAGACUCUCCUGCAAUUGAUUCAGCGGAGAGAGAUGACCCUGAACCCAACUACCCGUCGAGACCAGUGAUCAGACCCACAACCGCCCGACCAGCGACUACCUACUUCCAAAACGACUUUAGGGACGCUGAUGAAGAACCCGAAGAGGAACCCCUGCAGCAGUUCAGACAGCGCGUCGUUCAACGCCCACAGCCCGCCAGACCAGCGGCACGACCAGCGUACCAGGCCCAACAAAUCGCUAUCACUCCCCGCCCUGUGCCCGUAACUACUGCCAGAGCAUUACCCCCAGCAACGACCUUCAGGCCACAAAUCAUUCAAGUCACUCCCAAACCACAAAUCCAAUACAGCCCCGAACCUCAAUACUCUCCUUCUCCUGCUCCCGCUAUUUCCUCCAACAGACCUGGGCAAAUUGAUUUCGCCGCAGAAUUCGCUAAAUUCCAUCGCGACAAUCAAGGGCCGUCCACUACACCAGCCGCACUAAACCUUGGCUCCAAGAGCACUCCCGCUUCGGCGAGCAAUCCUCUAUACUCGACUGAACUGGUCUACGAUCCUUCCAGUGGUUCGUAUGAUACCCAGCUGUUCCAGUCUCUACCUCAAACUAAGGGAGAACUUAAUCUCAACCAAAGACUUCAGCCAUAUGUCGCUCAGCAACAGCAACAGCAAAGACCCUUCAACCCGUCUCCACAGAUUCCCUCUAAUGCUCCUGUGUACAGGCAGCAGUAUCAGGCCAAUCCUCAGGAGAUCUACCAAAGGCAGCAGUCUGAGUCGCAGUUCCAAAGCUCUCAACAGUUGUUUGCUCAACAGCAACAACUUCAGCAGUCCCAACUACAGAGAGACAGGGCGGCGGCGAGAGCUCAAGCUCAAAGGUUAUCUCUUGCCCAGCCCCAGGCUCCGCAAAGAGCGGCGGCUCCGGCGCAGCAAUACUACUACGUACCCCGAGGGGAGAGCCCUUCAUCUGGUCAAAUCGACGCGUUUUUGAGAGGGCACGGCAUCCAGCUUUGAAGUGUUUAGUGUAAUGAGCUAGAUAGAACUAUCGAUCGACUGAGUCCAUAUAGCCAUAUGUUAAUGUACAAGUGUAAAAUAUCGGUCGAGGAGUGCGGUGGAGUGAAUAUCUAGUUCCAUGGACUGUGGCGGCGCCACAGGCCGCGAGUGUACAUAGCUGUGUCUCAGUACCUUAAACUAAAUCUUAGCGUAAGACUUAAUUUUAUUAUUAAUCGCGAACCAUCUUUGUCCGAAGUCCACCACGUUCUUGAUAUGGACGUUUUUGUAAAAUUGCAA
Messenger RNA from Pararge aegeria (speckled wood butterfly), 1847 nucleotides. It is a transcript of the gene CPH28, whose product is annotated as RNA polymerase II degradation factor 1-like. Gene Ontology annotation, molecular function: structural constituent of chitin-based larval cuticle. Bases 57 to 1571 code for a protein of 504 amino acids. The record is from RefSeq and is a predicted model, not a curated record. Lineage: Eukaryota; Metazoa; Arthropoda; Insecta; Lepidoptera; Nymphalidae. Gene Ontology annotation, cellular component: chitin-based extracellular matrix. The transcript is spliced from 4 exons.